UGUGCUGAAAGAAAAGCUUAUCCAGACUGUGAAGUGACAUGCUCUGGAUUUAGGAAACUAACGGCAGACUGGAGCAGGGAGCAGGACUCUAUAGCCUACUUUGAGAGAUCUUUGGACUUUGGAGAUCUUGAUUUGAUCUCUUCGACGUUUUCCCGAGGAUGACAGAAAAAUAAAACUGUUGUUGGAUCGAUUGACAAAUCAAUUGUGCGGGGGCGGUAUCUCUGACUCUAAAGUCUAUUUCCCCCACAGAUCAUGCCACGUUUGAGUUCACGCCUGUAACAUCGUCAUCCUCCUGCGUAACACACAGCUGCUGUCAGACAUCUCAAGCCGAAAAGUUACUCAAGUUGUCUCUUAUUUUCCAGAUUUUUUUUUUUUUGUUCUUCUUCUUCUUCUUCUGAUCUCAGUAGCAUCGAGUCCUUCAGCCGUGACCCUGCUGUCCGCCGCCGGUCCGCCCCAGCAUGCUGGACUGACGUCUGAGGAAUGGCAUCGGCUGUGUUUGAGGGCACGUCGCUGGUCAACAUGUUUGUCCGGGACUGCUGGGUCAACGGGAUCCGGAGACUCAUCAUCAGCCAGCGGGGAGAGGAAGAGGACUUCUUCGAGAUACGGACAGAGUGGUCCGACAGGAACAUUUUAUACUUGCAUCGGAGUUAUUCCGAUCUGGGGCGGCUGAUUAAAAGACUGGUAGAGUGCUUUCCUGAGGACAGAAGAGAGCUCUCCAAGUCUCCACUGAUAGAAGGGCUGGUAAAAAUCAAAGAGGCAAAUGACAUUGAGGAGAAAUUAAAUGAGGUGGAAAGACUACUGAAGAACGCCAUCAACAUGCCGUGCAAGUAUUCCAGGUCAGAGGUGAUGUUGACUUUCUUCGAGCGAUCGCCGCUGGACCAGGUGCUGAGGAAUGACAAAGUCCACCGAAUCCAGCCGUGUUUUCAGAGUCCAAUCAAGAUAUCAGAAAUCAUGCGGUCAAAUGGAUUCUGUCUGGCCAAUACAGAAACCAUCGUAUUUGAUCUCCCGGAAGAAAAAGAGAGACCCUCAUCCACCGACUCUGUGGAAGAUACGUAUGAGGAUGGAACAGAGUUUUUGCCAAUGGAAGCAGACCUGUGUGAUGAGGAAACAGAAGCGUAUGUCACCAACCUUUCCUACUACCAUCUGGUCCCAUUUGAAACUGACAUCCUGGAAUGAACAACUGAUGCCUGUUGAUGGACAUCUGAUGCUGUUACUGAGGAAUAUGUACUCUUAAAGUGGAGCCUAUAGCUAUGUAAUGUUGCAUAUAGCUACUCCAAGUAUAUGCUGCUCAUCCUAGAAAACUCUAGAGUUGCGUGUCGCCCAUCUUGGAGUGGGGCAGAUGUACAGUGCGCACCAAAAUAUUGGAAGAAUGCAACAGCUGCCCCAUUACUUUUGUUUUUGCCACUUUGACGACGUCAUCACCAGUGUGCCUCAUUCAGAGCCUUACUUGACUGUGUCGAGAAGAAACAGGAUUGUCUUUAUACUGGCUACGCAGGGCUUUCACGUGUUGUUACACAAUCUGUGGCAGCAACAAUGGAGGUGCUUGAGUCAUGAGACAGAUGCAAACAGCUGGAGAGGUUUCAAAACACGCAGCUUGACCACUUCAAAAGUAGGAAAACGUUUGUCUGUAGUUUGGAGUGUGAGUGCAACAAGAGGGGGGAGGGCCACACGGCAGCCUACAGUAUUGGACCUUUCACUGUUACUUAAAAAAAUGUAGCUGAAUCGACCAGCAUGCCUUCUUUUUCUAUCUCAAUUGUUUUAUCUGUUGUGUUUAUCCUCCAUAAUGGCAUCGGCCCGAUUUGCCAGGAGAUAUGUGAUGCAUCUGCAAAGCCUAUUGUCUUCUCAUUGAAACUGCUCCCUGAUGUGUUAUCCUCAGUGUUACCACUCUGGUGUAUACAGGAAGCUGUCACAGAGAUAUGUGUAUCAUAUUUGUUUAUGGUGCACUUUCCACCAGCAUGUAGGAACCUUUUGUGUUUGUAAAAGACCAGCUUGAAACGUAUUGGAUGAUUCCUGUUUUGUUGCUGUGAUAUGCAGUUGGUUUUACAAACGCGAGAAGUUUCACUACAAAUAAAGAAUAGAAGUCAAGGGGCAAAUUUUGUCCAUAGUCUUCUUGUUUUUAGCAUUAAAAAGUUGAUAGUAAAUGGUGCAAGAAUAAUUAUGCUUUUAUGCUAAUGAACUCACUUGGUUUUUGGAUUACUGUGGAGUUAAAGAAU
Etheostoma spectabile (orangethroat darter) is the source of this 2213-nucleotide messenger RNA. It is a transcript of the gene pxdc1b, whose product is annotated as PX domain containing 1b. The transcript is spliced from 5 exons. Gene Ontology annotation, molecular function: phosphatidylinositol binding. NCBI's taxonomy places the organism in Eukaryota, Metazoa, Chordata, Actinopteri, Perciformes, Percidae. Bases 481 to 1176 code for a protein of 231 amino acids. The record is from RefSeq and is a predicted model, not a curated record.